CGCGCCAAAGGAUGCAAAGGACCGAUCGAGCGUCGUAGACCAAGCCUGCAAGCAUGUCAGACCGCAGACGACCACGUAGUCGGUCAAGAUCGCCUCGCCAGCGGUCUAGAGACGAACAUGACGACUCGGACAGGCGGCAUCGCGAGGAAAGGCGGCGAGAUUACGCUCGAGACGACAGACCUAGACACGCACCCCGACGUGCGCCCUCACCGAGCAGGGACGAACGCAGAGAUCGUCUGAGGAGGGGCGAACUUCUUCCCCAGCAAGCCGAGCUCGUGCCUGUUCACACUCGAGCGGGUCCCAGUCAAUCUGCGCCUGAAGUAUGGGGCAAGGCUGAUGAAGCUCAAGAGGAAGUCCAACCGCCUAGAGGGCCGCCCAAGCCUAAUUUUGCCAAUUCGGGACGACUGGCAGCAGAGACGAACACGUACAAAGGGGUGGUACUGAAGUAUAACGAGCCACCUGAAGCGAGGAAGCCUAGCAAGAAGUGGAGACUCUACGUCUUCAAAGGAGCCGAACAAGUAGACAUGUUCGUGCUCGAUAGACAGUCUGCGUACCUCAUCGGACGCGAUCGCAUCGUUGUCGAUAUACCCAUAGAGCACCCUUCCUCGUCCAAGCAGCACGCUGUGUUCCAAUUCCGGCAGAUCACAGAACGCAAUGAGUUUGGUGAUGUCAAACAGCCUACAAAGCUGUUCCUCAUCGACCUCGAAUCGGCAAACGGCACGAGCGUCAAUGGCGAGACGAUACCACAAGCGGUGUAUUACGAGAUCAAGACGGGCGACGUGGUCAAAUUCGCAGACUCUACCCGCGAGUACGUCGUGCUGGUUGAGCCAUGAUAUGCAAUAUGCGCAUCUGUUGUACACUGCUUAUCAUGCCUUUGCGAGAGCUUG
Molecule: messenger RNA, 887 nt
Organism: Mixia osmundae IAM 14324
Lineage: Eukaryota; Fungi; Basidiomycota; Mixiomycetes; Mixiales; Mixiaceae
Exons: 6
Coding region: 54-833 (259 amino acids)
Biological process (GO): maintenance of RNA location; mRNA splicing, via spliceosome
Cellular component (GO): nucleus
Molecular function (GO): protein binding; mRNA binding
Source: RefSeq, a predicted model, not a curated record